Messenger RNA from Passer domesticus (house sparrow), 9395 nucleotides. It is a transcript of the gene ATE1, whose product is annotated as arginyltransferase 1. Gene Ontology annotation, biological process: protein arginylation. The transcript is spliced from 12 exons. NCBI's taxonomy places the organism in Eukaryota, Metazoa, Chordata, Aves, Passeriformes, Passeridae. Bases 72 to 1652 code for a protein of 526 amino acids. Gene Ontology annotation, molecular function: arginyl-tRNA--protein transferase activity. The record is from RefSeq and is a predicted model, not a curated record. Gene Ontology annotation, cellular component: cytoplasm.
CCGCCCGCAGCAAAGAUGGCGGCGGGCGCCGCUUCCGGGCGGCCCGGGGCGCUGGCCUGAGGCGGGCGGGGAUGGCGGCGGGCGGCGGCUCCCCGAGCAUCGUCGAGUUCUUCGGCGGGGAGGAUGGCUACCGCUGCGGCUACUGCAGGAGCGACACCGGCAACCUCUCGCACGGUAUGUGGGCACAUUCGAUGACAGUUCAAGACUACCAGGAUCUCAUAGACAGAGGAUGGAGAAGAAGUGGAAAAUAUGUCUACAAGCCUAUCAUGAAUCAAACAUGUUGUCCUCAAUACACAAUAAGGUGCCGGGCUUUGCAUUUUCAGGCCUCCAAGUCCCACAAGAAGGUUCUGAAGAAAAUGUUGAAAUUCAUUUCCAAAGGAGAUGUUUCGAAAGUGGCGAGUGAAGAAGAGCCGAUGGAUUCCCAUAUAGAGGAUGUGGCCACGUGUGAUUUUCCACACAAAAGCGAGUCCCAGGUCAGUCAGUCUGACCUGACUCCCUUGGCUGUGGAUCAGGCUGAGAGGGUGGAGAAUGAAGAUAAGGAGUCAGGAGAAACAAAAGAAGAGGGGAAUGUGCAGAAGGUGGAACCGGAUUCUGUUCAGAUCUGUGCAGACAAAGACAGCCCAGUCCCUGCAGAGCCAUCACAUUCUGCUAAAGCUGUUCAUGCACCACCUAAGCCAGGGAAAGGGGCUGAUCUGAGCAAGCCCCUGUGUCGGAAAGCAAAGGACAUCAGGAAAGAGAGGAAACUACAGAAGCUCCUCCAGAACCAGAUGGGCACAGCAGAAGGCUCUCAGCUUCAAGGAGAUCAAGCUUUCCUCUUGCAAAACUCUAAACCUAAAACAAACCAGCCUAAAAACAUUGAAGACUUUGUUUGUGUCCCUCUACCUGAUGAUGCACGACACAAAUUAGAGGUGAGGUUAGUACCUGUCUCCUUUGAGGACCCCCAGUUCAAAUCAUCCUUCAACCAAUCUGCCACUUUAUUUGCCAAGUAUCAGAUGUCUGUACACAAGGACACACCUUCUGACUGUGGGGAGAACGAGUUCACACGAUUCCUCUGUGAUUCCCCUCUGGAGGCAGAGCAUGCCCCAAACGGACCAGACUGUGGCUAUGGCUCCUUCCACCAGCAGUACUGGCUGGAUGGGAAGAUAAUUGCUGUUGGUGUCAUUGAUAUCCUGCCCUACUGUGUGUCCUCAGUCUAUCUGUACUACGACCCAGACUUUUCUUUCUUAUCUUUGGGAGUCUACUCUGCAUUACGGGAAAUUGCUUUCACCAGACAGCUUUGUGUAAAAGCUCCUGAUCUCUGUUUUUAUUACAUGGGUUUCUACAUUCAUUCAUGCCCCAAAAUGAGAUACAAGGGUCAGUACAGGCCCUCUGACCUGCUGUGCCCUGAGACCUACGUGUGGACACCCAUUGAGCAAUGCCUGCCCCUGCUCGAGCACUCCAAGUACUCCCGCUUCAACCAGGAUGGAAAAGCAGUCGAUGAAGGUCGCCUGAAGGAGCUGGGCAGGGUGAGAGUGCUCCACAAGAGAACCGUGAUGCCUUACAGCGUGUACAAGAAGAGGAGGAAGGGGCCCAGUGACGAGGCCAGUGUCCAGCAAUAUGCAAGCCUGGUGGGACAGACCUGUUCAGAGAGAAUGCUGCUGUUCAGGAGCUGAAAGCCCACGAGAUGACAUUUCAAUGGUUCCAACAUUUCAUUGCACUGCCACGGGGUGAUCUGUACCGUAGUCGUGUGCUGGUGUGCCCACUCAGACAGGCUGAAACACAGGUAUAUAGCCAGGCUUGUGUCAAUACAUGGUACUGUAAAGGCCAACUCCAAUAAAUCUUACAGUACAGCAAGGCUUUAGCAAUAUAAGUUUAGAAAAACACGCUUGCAGUGUAUUUUAAUUAAGUAGUUCUAGCCUUUCUAUGCAUUAUGAAUAAUUCUAAGUAUCUAAGCAAAAUGAAAAACAGGUGUUGAUUUUUUUUUUUUUUGUAGAAAUGAAGGUUGACUAAAUCUAGAUUAAGAAUCAUUAAGUUACAGAUGUUUUCAAAUAGCACCUUGGAUAUCUGUUGUUAAAAAUUGCUGUGAAAUUUGUGCUCGCAUUUGUAUGCUCCUAAAAUCUUGCAAGAGGACUGAAACGUGCUAUUACUUUCCAGCAUGGUACCAUUUUAUUUCAGCAGUAUGUUUAAAAAACAGGAAGGAAUUAUUUUCACUGCACAUUCUUCAUUUGUUUAAAGCAGUAAGUCAGUGUCAGAGGUCCCAGUGAGUGUAGGAGUUCGUGGUAGGUUCUCAGUGGCAGGGGAUGCAGUGCUUUGGAAAGCUUUUCCCUUCAGAGAAGAAGCAGAACAGUUGCACUAUAAAUAUACCAAAGAUAUGCAGCCAAGUGGCACAGUGGUUUUUGGUAUAAGCCUUAUCCUUUGUCUAGCAAGAGUGGGUAUUUCAAUGCACAUGGCUAAUGUGAAAUAGAGCCCGGGAGGUUUAUCCUGCAGCUCUCAGUGCACAUUUCAGAACUAUGCUAACAAAAAAAAAAAGACAUAAGGUACCACUGCUGGGUUUUGUUGCAGGUGCUUUUUUUUUUUCUGCAGAAUUGUACAGGAAGACUUAAAUACCAUAUUCCAGCUUUUUUACUGACUGUUUUGUUUCUGGUGCAGCAGCUCAUGGGUUAACAUCUUUAAUAACAUUUUAGUAAAUACUUCUGUUGGAAACACAGGAAGUUGUGAUCCUUUAUGAAAGCACUUUAUUAUCUCAUAUAUGAGCGUUGUCUGUGUCCCCAUUAAGUCAUAUAAGUUGUAGGAAUUUGGGGAAAUAACACUGUUGUAUAAUUCAGUAAUGUAUUACAACAUUGUAACAUUACCAAUGCAUUUGUGCUUCUUAUCUUCUUGGAUAACAGGGGCUGGUAUUUACCUUGAAUCAGCUCAGAGUUUCCUGUUAGCCUUUGAACAAAGAUGCUUAUUCAAGGUUAUGUGGCGUGGUUUUCCCCCAGAAAGGAAACAAAUUCAUUUUUACCCUCUGAGGGUUGCAUCUCCUGUCAUUCGUGGAUUCAUUGAUUUAAUUUUAAACACUUGGCCACUGUCAUUAAUCAUUAAUUUCUAUGUGGAGCAGACAUAAGAACUUGGGGAAUCAAGUGCAAUGCAGGUUUAACUUUGUUUUUCAUAUCUGUUUGAUAUGAAAUUAGUCUAUAUUGCAAUAUUAUUGAUAGUACAGCUUCAAUAGCAACUUUAAAAAGUCAUUUUAUGUUUCAUUAAUUGGGCUGUGCAGUAUUGAUCUGCUCCCAGUCUGCAGCAGGAGUGGUCAUUCACGUCAGCAUCCUAUCUGGUGUGUGUUUAUCUGUGGCCUGGUGCUGAGGUUUCUUUGCACUGUACCUUCUGCUUUGUCCAUGCCUUACCUCAGCCUCCUGCCAUGGGGAGAACCACUAAAUAAUCCUCAUGAAGGUUUUUAUGAAGAAUUCCUUUCUGUGGAGAAAAUACUGUUACCACUCUGUCAAACAGCAUAAUGUUUUCUGCCUACACAGUGUGCUGAAAAGUGGUGAUGCCCAUAUGGCUUGCAACCAAAAUAAAUGAGAAAACCUUUUUAUGUGAUACAAAAUCAGUUAAGAGGCACUGAGGAAUUUCACUAUGAAUUGCAAAAUCUUAAAGGUUAUCAAAGCCAUUUAAUGACGGCCUCGCUGAGCUCCUGGAGAAGUUGAAGUUUCUGUUCAGUUUCAAGGGAGCAGACUUAAUGUCCCCACUGAGAGCUCCUGGAGAGCUCCCUCUCUUUGUGCCCGUAUUUGUUGCUGAUAUGCCUUGGAUUAGACUUUUAUCUGAUGCUCUGUUUCUCUUGGGGAGCUUCUAAGGACUGCAGUUAAAGGAAAGGGAGAGAAGUACAAACCUAAAAACCGAGCACAGCUUGAGGUUGUCCUUAAGGACGUUUACUGGGGGUAAAUGACCAUUUCCUGUGAGUCUGAAAUGGUGCUUUCACUUUCUGCCCUCCCCUGGGACUGCAGCACCAUGGCUGGCUGGGCUCCUGGCUCCUGCUCAACUCAAAUAUGGAUUUAUAUUAAAAAGCAAAACCAGGCAACACUGAGAUUAACUCCAAACUGAGUUCAUCUCCUGUGGUUUGCUGAGCUCUGACUCACUUUGGUGUUAUUUUAGAAGGAAAAUGGGGCAGUACUUUUGAGGACUGAUGUCUCUAUCCCUGUUUUUGGAAGGGAGACAGAGGCUGAGGAUGAAGUUCUGUAAAUUUUUCCUGUGACUUCAGUGGAGCUGAAAAUUCACCAUUAUUACAAUAUUAUUUAAUAUAUUGUAAUUGACAAUUACUGAAUUUAGAGAUAUUUAACUUAGCACAAACCAUUUUAUAAAAGUUUUUUUUGUGUGUAGCUGGUUUGUGAGAGUCCAUCUCUAAUGUAAGGUUGCCUUGUUCUGUCAUCUGUUGAUAAAUGAGCAUAAAAUGGUGGUAAGAAAAUGCAGAGUUGUGACCAGUGCUAAAAAACGCCAAUUUUUUGUUUUGGUUGGAAAGAAAUGGGAAGCUUACACAUGUCCAGCAUCAACGCGUGUCAGUAAAUUCAAGAACCUGCAUGUUGAGUUUGUAAUUGCUAUUUAGCAGGCCUGUUUGACUUGCAAGUGUAGAAAAUAAAGUUAUUUCCAGUCUCUGUGAAUUAUUAUAAGAAAUAAUAGCUCUGAAUGUGAUUUCUGCAUUAGUUUGUAGGAAUUUCAUUAUUCUGGAGAUCAACCAAGUGUCCAGUGAACAGCAAAAUCAAAGAAUCCAUCAAAGGGUAGCAGCCUUUAGAAGAGAGAACUUGCAAGUUUAAAAUCAUGUCCAAAAUACAUGACCUGUUUUGGAAUGAAGUUUUAGUUCCAGCCAGCCAGAUUAAUGAAGAGAUUGCAUGAAAUAUAAUUGAUACUUCUUUUCUGAGUAGAAUAAAAUAAAAUAAAGAGAUUUUUUUUGCAAAUGGAGACUAGACAGGACUAGCUAUUUAUUUGAGUUCAGCUUGGUUUAACAAAAACUUGUCUGAAUUAAGGAGCCAAACCAGCAACACAGAAAUUGGGGUUGUGUGCAUAAAGAUAAUCUAAACAUUGCAUCAUUUUUGUGACUGAAUGAGGCAGAAUUCCAGCUAAUUCUGGAUUCCUGGAGGAGACUUUUCUCACAGCCCAGCACCAGCACGGCUUGAAAUGUUGGUGGGACUUUUUCUGUUCCAUCGCUCCUGUGGAGUCCCCAUCCCUCAAUCUUUUUGAGAUUCUGUGAAUUUCUUUGCCAGGGGAUCACUCUGAAGCUCCAGCCUGGUCAGCCACACGUUUCUGAAUUCCUGCUCAUCCUGGCUGUCCCAGAUAAUCCUCCAGACAUGAUUAUGUGCUGUCCUGAUCAGACUCUCCACUCAAGCCUUAAUGUCUCUGCACUUGGAAGGGUGGAGGCAAUUUUCAGGGCAGAAAUCAUCACUUUUCAGGGAACCACCAACAUUUCCCAAAGCAUUGUAGCCACAUCUUCUGCCAGUAUAUUUAUAGAGCUGCACCUUCAGUCACACUGAGUAUAAAAUGCUGAAUUACUUCUGCAUUUUCCAAAUGAUUUGGGUUUUUUUAAGUUAGUCAAUGUGAUGGAUGUUAGGAGCAGAUGUACAAUAGUAACUCAUCCUAAAUGUAGCUAAUUGUGGCCAGUGGGUUUCUAAAUAAAAGUGUUUUGGAAAUUAAUCUACUAUAUGCAUUUUAUAGUGCAUUUAAAGCUCAUCUCGUGAGAGCUUUGUUUUCUAACAGCAUUAAAAUAAGAAUGAAAAUUAAUUAAAUUAACAUGUAAGCCUGAGUUCAGCAUAUAUUAAUGCUCUUUAUAUUAAUACAGGACAAUCUUUGAAAAUGCCCUUACUGCUGAUCUCAGACAAGUAGCAGCUCAGAAGCUUUCUGGCUGUAUUCUUUCUGGUUGUGUUUUACUGUUUUGAUGUUUAUUCAUUUCCUUAUUACAACUAUUCCCAUCAGAUUUUUGUACUUCCCAUCAGUUAUUUCCACUUCAGUUUUGACACAUAAUACAUGUGUCUGCCAAAAGUCCUGCUGAGAGAUUGCUAUCAGGACAAAAGAAAGUGUUGGAAAGUCUGUUAAGCAGUGAGGAGAGAGCAGAGUCCACAGGGACAGUCAGUCUGCAACCUUUGUGCUGCAGAAAAAGCAGGAUUUAUUUAUAAUUUAGUCCGCUGCAGGCUUAAAUAAAUGUGUCAGAUUUCAUUCAUUUCCCUUUGUCUGUGACAUCUGAUUGUCAUUGUCCAGGAGGAAUCAAUGGGGCAUUGUGGAACAGGAGAAUGAGUGAAGGACAGUGCACUGCAUUUGUGGCAGCAAGCUUGAGUUAAGGGCUGAAAUCACAUGAAUUCUGUUGGAAUUCUCACUCCAUGUCUGCACAGGAGCAGGGAAAUGGAGGCUGGAUGGGAAUUUGAAGAAAUGUUUGUUGCUUCUCCCCUGUCUCCUCCAGGCUGGGGCAGAGCAAGGACACAUCCACCACCCCGAGAGGAUCCCUCACUGUGUGCAUUCAUCUCUAACAGAGCUCCUGGGACUGAUUCUGUGCAGCAAAUACUGAAAUACUGAAAGUUUUAAUAUCCUCUAUCUGAUUUUCAUCCUUUAGGGUGCAGUGACUGCUUUGGUUGGCGCUGCCUGUGCAGGGCCACCUCUGAGGUUCCUCUUUGCAGCACCACCAGACCUUCCUGGGGACUGUUGCCAACUCAACCUGCUGUUCUUUAAACUAACAAACCCCAAUUACCUUUCCAAAAUUUGUGGUUUUAAGAUAAUUUAUUGAGCUUUCUUAAAUAUUGUCCCACUGAUCCACAUUUUUAGUGCUUGCCCUAGUGCCAGCUGCUCCAGUAAUCGAAGCAAUAAUUAUUUCAGUUUUUACAUUGGCAAAUAAAUGUUAAAAUUUUUCAAAAUUAUGAUCACUAUUCUGAUUUUUCUGUUUAACACAGAUCCUUCUUUAUUUAUCACACUUCGGUAAAAUAUGGUGGAGAUCCAACUCUCACUGUCCCAGCAAACAGAAUUUUUCUCUCCUUAACUGCUCUGAACCUGCAACCACCAGAUGGCAUUUCCAGCCUGUGCAGGUCAUUGCAGCAUUAAAGUUAUUUCUUGUCUGAGUCCAAAUUUUCUGAGUCUCUUCCAUUAACAUCUCACUCUGAGUUUAAUUUUUUACUCUUCUUUUAAUUGGGGUCUGUCAGGAAAAAAAAUGGGGUUGUCAAAGUUCAGUGGUGUUUUAGUUGAGUGAAGCACAAAUUUGUUAAAAAUCAGGAUUAAAAGCUGUUUCAAGACAAAUAAUCUCAAUUUUAUAACACCGAAUUUACUAGAUAUGUUAUACUACCAGUAAAUUCCUGAAAUCAAGACACAUAGGACAAUUACAGAGGGGUCAGCUUGCAGAUUUACCUGUCCCCAAAUGCUUUUGGUGCUGCUCCUUUCCAUGCUCCACUCAACCAUGUGCAGCUGGACAUUCACAAUGUCUCAUGUGCAUUAUUUUUCUGCUCUCUCCAUAUUCCUCUUUCAUUCUUAACCUUAUUUAGAUACCAGGAUUUCCUUCUCACCUCUGCAGGGAGUUAAAAGAUGUCAAAAUAAGGUUUCUAGUAGUGAAAUCAGAGGUCAGGAGACUGCAACACCUCAUUGCCAAGGGCACUGCAACCCAUUUGUUUUGUGACUAUAUUUGUCUCUGUUACUCGAGGUGAAAAAGCAAGGUUCCCACUUUUAAAUUAAUUAUUAUUUUUCAUAUAAAUACGUUAUUGUAGUGCCCAGAAACCUGGAGGAGGCCUGGCUGCAGCAGCUGCUCUGUGUGUCCUCAAACUGAGAUUGUCCUCAUCCCUGAAAUUCUUGCAGUCCAUAAAAUCCCAGAUGUGCUGAACAUUCUCCUUCCUGAGCUGGCUGUGGUAAAGGGAGUGAAAAACUGCUUUUCCUGGGCAGGGACAUCUGCCAUGAGACCAGGCUGCUCAGAGCCCCAUCCAGCCUGGCCUUGGAUCAUUCCUGACACCCCUCGCCUCAAAUCAACCCAGGUGAUCCCCUCAAACCUCCUGUGUUCAGGAAGUUUUCAUCCUGUGUUCAUCCAGUUUAAUGGGAUGGAGAUAUUCCGGGAACCCAGAGCAGUAGGAUGCAUCUUCUUUUGGUCAGACUUUAAUACAUUAAGUCUAUCUUUUUCUUUUAUUGCCUUGUAUUGCAAAAUAAAAAUAGUUAGUGUUUACACUGUGGAGGAAAAGAAGAACAAUUGAAUAGAAAAAUGAGAUUUGCUAAAAUUAAAAAUGGACAUUCUUGGAAAGAUGGAACUCCUAAAAAAACCCAGUCAGUCCAAAGGAGUGAAGUUGUCAAAAUACACCUCCCAUAUGCAGAGAGGAAUGCACUUUGUAUGCCUGAAGAUUCUGAUGCUUGUAGACAGCUGCUUCUCCAUCCACAUUCCCUUUGUGCUUCCUUUUUGUGGUUGUGCCCUCAGUUUUUCUUCUGCACAUAGGAGCAUCUUCCAGUUCUUUAGACCUCGUAGGAAGGGAGACAUUUAUCAGUGACAGGAGCUCAGGAGCACGUUUAGCCAAGUGCUGUGCAGUGCCUUGCAGAGUGACCUGGCAGAGCAGGAACAUGCUGACAUUUACAGUGGGCAAUCUAUUGAUUGUGGGACAAAACAAAGGCAAUCAGCAGGAGGGCUGUAAUUGUUUCAUUAAGCCCCAGGAGCAGCACUCUGUACAUUGAUCCAAAAACGCCUCGGAGCUGCAGCUUCUCAAUGUCAUGACUCUCCCCACGGGCACCUCACUUUGUAAUUUGCUGGUUCUGAAAGUGUUUGAAGUCUCCCAACACCACUGAACCCCUCUCCCUGAGUGUCACUCUGUGCCAGGUAAGAGAUUAAAAUCCAGGCUGCUGCGUGGGGGUGGUUUCCUCCCCUUCUGUAUUUGUUGAGGCCUUUAGGAUGGCUCCACUUUUCUUAAGAGUGAGGUCAGGGAAGUCAAAUCCACCCAUAUCUGGCCUUCACCAGGCUCCUUGUGAAUGGGCUCCACUCAGCAUUUUCAUUUUUUUAUUACUCUGCAUCAAGCGAAAGUGAAAUUGUGGCUUUAAAAGCCAGCAGUCCAUCCUCAUUGAAGUCACUGGUGAUGUGUAGAAAUAGCUGGGUAUUUAAUAAAAAGUUCAAUUCUGACAUUAACAGUUGGAUAUUUAAUAAGUCUGACUCUGACAUAAGAAGAAAGCGGCUCCCCAGUUCCUCUUCCAGCCAACAUCUGGGACUCUUCCCAAACCUCUCUGUACCAAUGUUCAUUAUUGUAUUUUAUAGUAAGUAAAAUCAGGUUUACAAUCUCCUGAACCUUCUGGUGGUACUAAAAAUACAGCUAAUAAUUGUCUAUACAUCUUGUUUUUACUGGAAAUAAAAAUCCUCUGGAUUGAGACACAGCCACGUACUAUAGCCAAGCUGUAAACACUUGUCCUCCAAAAAAAUGUUGAAGUUAGGGUGGAACAUGAAUUUAUAAACUCAA